CUAAACCCAAAACAGCACAUACCAAGCAAGCACUGCCAACCACAUCCAUCUGUCCCGACUCGGAGUCGUCAGUCGGCGAAAAGAACGACAGCCAGCCGCAUCGCCUCAGAGCGCACUUCCUCCAACCUACCACCUCGAUUUCUGGACCGCCCGUCCCUUCCCUUUCCUUUCAACACCACGAAAAGCAAACCAGAGGCAUCGCGAACCUCGGUGCGCAUAACAGAUUGUAGCAGAAGGAAAUACGAUCAGUUUUAUUCCUCGAUAGCUGGGACUGGUGGAUGCGCGAUCGUUCAACCAUCGCCCCUCGACCAGACACGUCGACAAUUGUAGGAUGGCCACUGAGUCACCCAAGCAACAAGGAUCCGAUGAAGCUACUCUGACUUCUGCCCCCGAGCCCACCGUCACGCUCGACACCGACUCGCAAAAUGUCGACCUCAACCGACCGCAUAUAAACGACGAUGCACAAGCUUCUGCCGCGGACGAGUUUGAGAACAAGCACAUUUCCGACGUCGUGGACGAUCUAGUGAACUCGACAGAGGUUAGCAUUAGUGGAGGAUCCGACAACGAGGCCGCUAGAUCCGAUGCUUCCAAAGGGAAGGACCACGCGAAAGGUCACGGUCGCGCCGCGUCGGGGGUGAAGAAGCUUGCAUCCUUCAAGGCGGUCAAGGUCAACAAGACCUUCCUCAAUGCCAAGGGCUCUGCUCCUAGCGCCGAGUCCAAGGCCGAAAAGGCGCCCCCAACCGUCAGCGCGGCAGCCGCCCCUACCGGACCCCCGACCGGAACCAGACCUAGGCUAGUUGCCAAAACCGGUAGUGGCCUGAUUACGAGGUCGUCCGGGGCGAACGGAGGCAAGACUGGCUCAGCUCCCGAUGCGAGUGCCGUCUGGAACAAGAAUCGACCGGCUCCUCCUCCAGAGCCAAAGACGUACACGGAUGAAGAGCUCAAGAAGUAUGGAAUUCACAUGGCGACGCGACUUCAUCCUGAUGAUACCAAGGGCCAGUCCAACUGGGCCGAUAUUGAAGACGAUGACGAAGACUGGGCGCCAGACACGAUCACCUGGAAGGACGGGACAAAGAUUGCGAUCACGCAUACCGAGGACCAGCCGGCACCGCCUCCUGAACCAGCCUCCCGCCCUACCGCAAAGGAACCCCUGGGUGCGGACAGGGCUAAGCCGCCUGCAGCUGGCACCUCGCCAUCUGUCAAACCCGGUGUUUUGGCAUCUGGAAAGGGACUUGUGCUGAAAGGCGCGCAAGAGAAGCCAACCUUGGUGGCAAAGCCGCCCGCCCCGCCGACCCCGGCAAAGUCGCCGUGGGCACCAUUGCCGAAAAUCGAAAAGGCGUCUCCAAUUGCAGUGGAGGCGCCAACCCAUGCAGGACCGAAGUUUCCACCAAAGGAGACGCCGGUGCAGCACGCCAACACCCCACAGCCCCCGAAAGAGAUUGCCGCAGACGACUUCAGUCGAGGGCCCUGGCGGGAUGGUUCCACGGGAGGCAGUAGAGAACUGUUCAACUCGCAGUCCGGGCGUUACGAGCCGGUUCCUGACCGGCGGGGCCCCCUGCGCCAAGAGCGCCAGGCGCCUCUGUUGCAACGACCGUCGCACCAUGAACAGCACGCACCGAUAGAACCGCCUGGUGCGCUCCAAGCGGGGAGAAACAACGAGCAGGGUCCUUGGGAGCGCCGACGCGGGUCUUCGAACGUUAGUGGCGGAAGCGGUAGUUGGCAACGAUUCAGGACCAUGGAACACCCUCCUCCGCCUGCCGAGCUCAUCAAUGCUCGGCGUGCAUCCAUGACUGGGGGAAGUGAUGGCCGUGCUUCCCCCAGGAAUUUCUCGCCGUCUGGUCUCCAAGGUGGGCCGCGCCACGGCCAGCAAUGGCAGCACAGAGCGUCUCCUGGCACUACUCACGCUGUGCUUCACCAUCCGGGCGGUCCAGCGCCUGACGGGCGAGGCAUGCCGCCUCCGGUUCAACAGCCGGCGGUUGUUCCGGUCACAGAAGAGGACUAUGAGCUGCAGAAGAGGCUCAUGCGGGAGCGCCGGGAGCUCGCCAUGCGGCGUCGGCAGGAGGAGGAGGCAAGGGAAGAAGCAGCACGGAAGGAGAGAAUUCGCCUGAAGCUGGAGGCGUUGGGCCCCGCCCCCGAGUCGAAAAGUGCCAAAGCAGCAAAAGAACAGAGCCCGAUUCCAACUCAGAUCCAAACACGGGACAAUACUGGCCCCCAGAAACAAGGAGCAGCUGAGUCGCAAGCCGCGGGGAAAGAUGUACCCGCGCCAGCCGUCCCUGAAUCUGUCACGCACCCUACUCCGCAUGCUGACGAACCACGCCACCCCAUUCCCCAACCGGAUGGUGUCGAGGCUCGUCCGCAACCGCACGGAAGCAGCCAUGGCCACUCUUGGGCACCGACGGCGAGGCAAGCUGAUCGGCAUCCAGUCGUUUCGUGGGGGCACCAGCCUUCUACGAAGAAUGUAUGGGGUGCCCCCAAUAACAACCGCACUCUGGGCAACGGCACCUUUGUGACAGACCUUGGGACAGCACCGAUCACCCAGCCGCCCAGUCAGUCUGGACCUGGCCCCAUCGCGCCACCUAGUAGCGCUCGCGCGGCUUCAGCGUCUCAGGCGACGGUGCCCGAACCCGCCCCGAGGCAGCCGCCAAUCGGUCCUCCGAGGCAGGCCCAGGCGUCUAGAGGGGCGGGCGACCGUGAGAUGAAGGACAAUCCUUGGGCCGCUGCUGUUCGUCUCAAUGACGACAAAUUCUCGGAGAUGCUCAACGCUCAAUAUAAUGAGCGGGAUCGCCGGUUGCAAGCUGAAGGUCGCUCUUUAAAGGAUAUCCAGCCAGCCAUCAGAGAUACCUGGCGCCCAGUGAAACUUGACGAGAGCGGCGUACGCAAGGAGGUAGCUUCGAAACACACUCUCCACAUUGGCCAGGAAAACCCGUGGGCUGCAAACGAAUCGAAGUCCGCGGUAUUGCAGCAUGCACCACCUGCACCUAGUGGUACGCCGUCCGAGUAUGGCCAGCUCCCCGCGACCACCUUGGCUACUCGCGAUAUGACAUCAACAUCGGUACUGGGCGCUAGGGGCUCACGUUUCUUCCCCUCUCGGGAGGCCCGUCAAGACACGAAUCGCGACAUACGCCAGGAAGCGAGCACGGAGACGUUGCGACACGAGUCACCGUCUCCUCCUCCUCCGGAUAUGCCGGGUCAUCCGGCUUUCGAUGGUGAUGUUACUCACCCACACGUCUCUUUGCCCCGACCGCAGCCGGUUGUGCGGCUUCCUCCGUCCGCGGCCAACGAACCUCAGGCAAGCGGCCCAGGGGCCAACAACGCGCGGUUUGGCCAACCCAAGUCUCCGAGACCGAGCUUCUCUUGGGCGGCCCAGGCGGCAUACAAAGGCCCGGACAAUGCCUCACGCGCUCCCGUCCAGAAGCCGGAGAACGCAUGGCAGACCAGGAUCGACAACCUAUUGGGCGGGCGGAAGGUGCAUGCACCGCCCAAACCGACACCAGCCGAUGCCGGCAACCGGGUCCCCAAUCCAUCAUCUGGCCACUUUACUCAUUCUGAUGCAGAGGGGUCGGUUACCACGAAAGGGAUGGCGGAGGAGUGCUUUGAGGAGCAGGAAAUGGGCUCUGUCCCGCCCAUUCGCCUCCCCAAGACAGUACCGGAAAUGGCAUGGCAACCCAGCCCGGCCCCGAAGCCGCCCCAUAAGAGGCUGCAGCCGAUAGUGUCAAGCGCGGACUCUAUCACGUUUAACCCGGACAUAUCCGGCGCGGGACAAGUAUGGCGUAUCCGCCUUCCGGGCCAGGAGAGUAGCAAGGCCCUUGUCAUGCCAUUUGGCCGGACGCGCAGCAAUCCGCGUCGCGGAGGCCAGCGCGGCGGUCGGCACUCCACGGCCGGGCCACAUCGACAAGGCAAAGGUCGAGACCCGGCUUCAUACCCGGCAGAGCAGAGCGGCAACGCUUCCGGGGUCAAUGCUCCGCACGGCAAGCACCACCGGGGUGGCUACCGUGGGCGCGAUAACUGGUCGCGAAGCGCGUCCACGCACAUACAAACCUAAGCGAUUCGGACUCUUGUCUAGAUGGUCUUGGGCACACCCAAGGUCGUCAAUCCUUCGACGGCGUGUCUUGCGGCCGGUAAUGGCUGCUGUUGGUGGCCCGCCUGGAAGAGCCAGUGACUCUAUAUUUUCGUGCUGCUAUCUGAGGAGCAGCAGCAUUGUACUAGUUUCGAUUGUUUCGCGAUUC
Messenger RNA from Chaetomium strumarium, 4226 nucleotides. RefSeq lists its product as uncharacterized. Bases 332 to 4042 code for a protein of 1236 amino acids. The transcript is spliced from 4 exons. Lineage: Eukaryota; Fungi; Ascomycota; Sordariomycetes; Sordariales; Chaetomiaceae. The record is from RefSeq and is a predicted model, not a curated record.